AUGGCUACUUUCUCUGCAGAACUAGGCGGCAUUAUACAAUUGGAGAACGAGAUUAGUGAUGCUGCUAAUAACAUCAGAUCAGGUGUUGGCUUCCCUGCUGUUAUUUGGAUCCCAAUCACACAGGAUGAUGCAUCAUGGAGCACUGAGUAUGAGCAACAAUGUCAUAAAUUAAGCUUCUUUUGGUUGAAUGAUCCACAAAAAAUGAUGAGGCCACAAUUCACAAGAUUUGUUAAAGAAGAGUUGUUUCAAAUGGGAUUGGGAGAGGAACCCAUAAUUGUUUCACUUGACAGCGAAAAGGAGAAACUUUUGUGGCAACAACAAACUGCUUGGACUCUUCAUCUCCUGGCACCACAAUCUGGCUACUAUUACAGAAUUGUCAAACCAAUAAAUGAUUGGAUUCGUGAGGAAAAAUAUAUUUUCUUAUAUGGAGGAAACAACAUUAAAUGGAUUCGAGAAUUCCUUAGUAAGUCACGUGAAGUUGCCUCCAAAACCCAAAUGAACUUUGAGUUGGCCUACUUUGGGAAAAACAAAAUGAUAAGAGGAUUCAUAUAUAAAGAAAGUUUGAGUUAUUGCCCAUUGUAUGAUUCUAGUGCAGUAUGGUGGUUUUGGGCCCGUCUUCGAAGUAUGUUUUUGUCAAGAAUUCAAUAUUUAGAGAUGACUAAUCACCUUGUCAAAGAAAACAACAAUGAUGAAAUUUUGCAAGGAUUCAAAAAAUUAUUAUCCUAUGAAAGCAAGAAUGCAACAACUGAAGGAUGGGUGUUAUUAAGCAAAGGAUCAGAAGUGGUUGUAUGUAGACAUGGAAGUAAAAUGUUGCAAGCCAUGAAUGACUAUGAGAUUUGGAAGGAAAACAUAGAUGCCACCAAAAGUUUUGGCCAGGCACUCAAAGACCACCAUGAGAUGCUUUCCAAGGAUAAGCAUUCUUGUUGUACUCUUGAAUAUCUAAUUACCUUGAGCAAAAUUCCCAAAAAUAAAAGAUGCCCUGAAUGCUCUCGUUGUAUGCAGAAGUUUUUAACUUUCACUUGUUGCCAUGGUGAUGAUUGA
Messenger RNA from Ipomoea nil (Japanese morning glory), 1041 nucleotides. RefSeq names its product protein SIEVE ELEMENT OCCLUSION B-like. Gene Ontology annotation, biological process: phloem development. The record is from RefSeq and is a predicted model, not a curated record. The transcript is spliced from 4 exons. The coding region runs from base 1 to 1041 and encodes 346 amino acids. NCBI's taxonomy places the organism in Eukaryota, Viridiplantae, Streptophyta, Magnoliopsida, Solanales, Convolvulaceae.